Molecule: messenger RNA, 993 nt
Organism: Macrosteles quadrilineatus (aster leafhopper)
Lineage: Eukaryota; Metazoa; Arthropoda; Insecta; Hemiptera; Cicadellidae
Gene: Cox11
Product: cytochrome c oxidase assembly protein COX11, mitochondrial
Exons: 4
Coding region: 165-911 (248 amino acids)
Cellular component (GO): mitochondrial inner membrane
Molecular function (GO): copper ion binding
Source: RefSeq, a predicted model, not a curated record
AAGACAAUCUAACCCUAACCCUAACCUUAGUCUGUAUUCUGUAAGAUUUUAAUUUCACAAUUUAAGAAAAUGUAACCAAAGUAGUUUAUAUAAUAACUUGUUAUACUGUAAAACGAAUGGAUAGUGUUUAGUUAUUCCCUUUUCAAUCCUCGAGAUAUUUAAAUAUGUUUUGUAGAUCUGCUGUCUCAGUGCUUAGUUCAAGAUGUGUUUUAACUAAAGUUAAUCCAACGGCUUCAAACUUUAAGCAAAAACUUUAUUUUUCAAACUCGAACCAACUGUUUUCAAAGAACAAAUUUUAUAGUGCAAAAGUAGAUUUAAAAACCAAGUCAACUCUGUAUUAUCUAGCAGCUGCAGGAGUGCUUGUUGUAGGUUUGAGCUAUGCUGCAGUUCCUUUGUACAGAAUAUUUUGUCAGGCUUACAGCUAUGGAGGUGCUACGGCAGAGGCUAGUGGAACUGAUGUUGAGAAACUUAAAAAAGUGAAGCAUCGAGAAAUAACAGUUAAGUUUAAUGCGGACGUUUCGUCUAGUAUGAAAUGGAAUUUCAGACCGCAGCAGGUUGAAAUAAAGGUAUUUCCCGGAGAAACUGCCCUUGCCUUCUACACAGCAAAGAAUCCCACAGAUAAACCAGUCAUUGGAAUCAGUACGUACAAUGUUGUGCCGUUUGAGGCUGGCCAGUAUUUCAACAAAAUCCAGUGUUUUUGUUUUGAAGAACAAAUGCUGAACCCACAUGAAGAGGUGGAUAUGCCAGUGUUCUUCUACAUUGACUCAGAGUUUGCGGAUGACCCAAAGAUGGAGUAUGUUGAUGACAUUACUCUUUCUUACACAUUUUUUGAGGCAAAGCCAGGUUUGAGGUUACCAGUGCCCGGCUACGCUCAACAACAUUACUCCAAGCCUACCACUCCUAGUCGAUAGAUGUAGCUGUAAUGUUUGUAAAUAAAUGUUUAUUUUAAAAUUAAGAUUUUAUUUAUCAUUAAAGAGCUAAAAUGUGACCACA